Symbiodinium necroappetens is the source of this 1269-nucleotide messenger RNA. The record is from the annotation of a GenBank genome assembly. Lineage: Eukaryota; Dinophyceae; Suessiales; Symbiodiniaceae.
AUGCCGCGCCUGAUUUCGCAUGGAAUCCUGGUCCUAUCGCUGUCUCACACGUCAUACUCGUCGCCCUCGCUCUGUUGGAGCCGGCCGGACUGCGUCGACCGCCUCGAAAGCCACCCGAAGGAUGCCAGGGCUUGGGGCGAGCUGGGCUUCUACGGAGGGGGGGUCGUCGGCUCCCGGCAUUUCUCUCCCAAGGACUGCGAACUUCGAGCCCUGGAGCUGGACCCCAGCAUCGCCGCCUUCUGGUACAACUUGGGGGUCAUCGGAGGCGGCCGAACAGAGGGGAGGUGGUAUUCCGAAAAGGCCUGCUUUCAGAGGGCCCUGGGCCUAGAUCCGAAGGACGCCAACGCCUGGGACGAGCUAGGAGCUGUGGGAGGUGGCCGAGUGAAGGGGAGGGAACACAGCCCAAGAAACUGCUUCGAAAAGGCCCUGAUGCUGGAUCCGCAUCAUGCGGGGGCCUGGUACAACUUGGGUCUUCGGGGUGGUGGCCUGGUAGCAGGACUGGGAUACAGCACCCCGGAGCAAUGCUACGCCAAAGCCGGCAAGGGUCGUGAUAGGAAGCUGGAGAUGGAUCUUGCUAGCCUACCCGACUCUGUGAAGAAAGAAGACUUCCGGAAUGUGGCCUUAGAGCUCCUGGUAGGGAACUUGAACCUCGACUUCCGGGAGCAGAUGACGGAGCUCUUCCAUCUUUGCCACCCGGCCUCUGCCGAAUGUCUGGAGAACGGCAAGGCACAGUCUGUUUAUUGGCAUGGAGAGUUGGCCAGGAAGCUGUCUGAAGCACCUUCCAUGGUGUCGGCCAUCGUUCUUCAGGGUGUGAUAUUGGAGCUCCAGAAGCCCCAGAAUAGCAACACAUCCUUCAGCAGCGGCUUGCUGAGACAGGCCGUCUGCAUGGCCCAGGCGCGCUGGGCAAGGAGUGAACGGCGCCUUGCUACCGACAAGGCUCCACAUGCCUUUGACGACCCUUGUGAUGAGACCGCGCCGACACGCCUCUGGAGCAUGGAGCCUGCGGUGAACCGUGGGGAAGGACACAGGAUGGGGUGUGCUCUCGCCGCCGGCACCAUGCUGGCAGCAUCCGUCUCUCUGAUCUUCAUUCUUCGCACGAGACCGAAGUUGGAGAGCUACCAGCGCCUGCCGCAGACAGACUGGGAAUUCCUAGAUACAGAAGGUGGGGCGCGAGCAGGUGCAGUGCAGGAGGUCUUGGAAUUACAGGAUCAUCAUCUACUGACUCCGCUGCAGCGAUUUCAAACAUGCCAGUGCUUCCCUGGACUGUGA